AUGAUCUCAUCUAUUGUUCAAAGUAAACGCAACAAACCAACUCUAUCACUUGAUAAUUUUCGUUAUACACAAGAUAAAAUUAUAAAUACAACUAUUUAUUGGAAAUGUGAAAACUGCUCUUGUCCUGGACGUGCGAUACAAUAUGCAGGAACCCCACCGAGUAUGAAGAAACCGCAUAAUCAUGAUGGUGAUGAAAUGAAGUGCAAAGUUGUUUUUUUUGCAUAUGCUUUCUUCUCUGAUAUCUUCUAUACGGGUAUCUGAUACUUUUCUCUAAUAAAUUUUUUGAAAAAAUAUACAGAUUUAUUAAGCAUCACACG
Rotaria sp. Silwood2 is the source of this 317-nucleotide messenger RNA. Lineage: Eukaryota; Metazoa; Rotifera; Eurotatoria; Philodinida; Philodinidae. The record is from the annotation of a GenBank genome assembly.